Messenger RNA from Aureobasidium subglaciale EXF-2481, 699 nucleotides. RefSeq lists its product as uncharacterized. Lineage: Eukaryota; Fungi; Ascomycota; Dothideomycetes; Dothideales; Saccotheciaceae. The coding region runs from base 1 to 699 and encodes 232 amino acids. The record is from RefSeq and is a predicted model, not a curated record. The transcript has a single exon.
AUGUCCGAGUCCAAAGCGCCUUCUUCUGAUCCGCAAGUGCCUGCCUUCCUCCAGAAUAAGGCUAUAGAUCCUGCUGCAACCCUCUCCUAUAUCCAGGAUCAGAUUUCCAUCAUCUACAGAUCUGCGAGAGCAAACCAGCAAGAUGAGCACCUCCUUCCUCCAGACCACGACACUUACACAAAGAUAUACACCGCUAUCUGGCAGUACACCAUCGCUGGAGGGAACCGAUCAAACGCGGCACACCUAGCGGGAGCAGAGAUAUACCGCGUCUUGGAACGAGAGAUCCGGAGUUAUUGCAUCGAUAUCCGUGAAGUGAUAUUCACUGCAAGCGAUGAUACAGAUGGGAAUACUCCGAGGAAGUUGUUGUCUGGAUAUGUGGCUUCUUACCACAGACUCGCGAACUUGUCCAUCCUCAUGAAAAAUCUCAUGAAAUAUGUGGAGAGACAUUGGAUCAGGAGGGAGAUCGAUGAAAAGAAGAAGAACGUCUAUCUGAUAGAAGACCUACACAAACUCAUCUGGAGAGAAGAAGUCUUGCAGAUCAGUGCGCAUAACACAUUGUCGAAGAAAGGGGUAGAGGAUCUGAGUGAUGCGGUGGCGGCGUUGCAAGAGGCGAACCAAGGGAUAACGGAGCAUGAUAGGAAGCUGAUCACGGAUGUUGUGAAGGCACUAGCAUCCCUCAGUGUUACCUUUGAUAGUUGA